CUCUUCCUUCCCGUCGGAGGCAACGAGCCAACGAAGAGCCCAUCUCUCUCUCUCUCUCUCUCUCCACACCAACCAAGCGCGAGCUCCUCUCCUCCUUCCCGAAGAAACCGAGACCGGCGGCUGUUCCGCGUUCCCCUCUACUCUUCUCCGUCUCAACUCCGCUACCGCCGCCUCCGCAACUGCCGCAAGAUCCACCGGGGAGUCGAUUUCUCGGGAGCAGAAGGGGUUAACCUUCGUGUUGGAAACAAUGUACUUUGAGGGCUAUGGCUACCGUGGAAGCACUUUCGAGCAGACAUAUCGCUGCUAUCCUUCAUCUUUCAUUGAUAAGCCACAACUUGAGGCCGGUGACAAAAUUAUUAUGCCGCCAUCGGCUCUUGAUCGUCUUGCAUCUCUGCAUAUUGAAUAUCCUAUGCUUUUUGAAGUCCACAAUGCGGCAGCAGAACGGACUUCACAUUGUGGUGUCCUGGAGUUCAUUGCAGAAGAAGGCAUGAUUUACAUGCCAUAUUGGAUGAUGCAAAAUCUUCUUCUGCAAGAGGGAGAUAUGGUGUUCAUAAAAAAUGCCAACCUCCCCAAGGGCACAUAUGUCAAGUUGCAGCCUCAUACGACAGACUUUUUAGAUAUCUCAAACCCCAAAGCAAUCUUGGAGAAAACUCUGCGGAACUUUUCUUGUCUAACCACAGGUGACAGCAUUAUGGUAGCGUAUAAUAACAAGAAGUACUACAUUGAUAUAGUGGAGACAAAACCUUCCAAUGCUAUAAGUAUUAUUGAGACUGAUUGUGAGGUUGACUUUGCACCACCACUUGACUACAAAGAACCUGAGCCAGUAAAACCUGCUGGUCCUGCAAACACGGAGCCUACUGCCGAGGCUCCAGCUGAAGAACCAAAGUUCAUUCCCUUCACUGGUUCCGGAAGGCGUCUGGAUGGGAAGGCUUCCAAAGAUAAAGAUGUGCUGGCCUCAUCCCCUGCAAAACGACAAGCUAAUGUGACCAAUAGUGUCCAGCCAUCAACAGCCACCAUGUCACAGGGCAGUUCAUCGCGUAAGACCACAGGAAAGCUUGUCUUCGGCUCUAGUGGAAGUCGAGCUGAUAAGGCACCUGAGAAGGAAGCAAAGGAAGAACCAAAGAAAGAAGAACCGAAAUUCUCGGCGUUUACGGGAAAGAAAUACUCACUGAGAGGCUGAAUAAAUAGCCAGAUAUUGUAUUAUCAGCAUUUCCAGCGGCAGACAUACCGUCUUAUUUACUGUUAUUUGCCUCGCCUAAUUGGGAUGUGACUGUAGGGUGGCUUGUUUCCCUUUUCUUCAAAAUUUCAGUGAGCAGCACAUCUGUAGGGUGCCUGAAUGCGUUAAGAGUCCAUAGACACAAAUUGUUUCGAGGACAAAACGACAUAAAUUUGACAAUAAAAAGAAGUUGACAAAAGAGUCAAAUUAAGGCCCUGUUUA
This is a messenger RNA of Panicum virgatum (switchgrass), 1438 nucleotides long. Its product is annotated as ubiquitin fusion degradation protein 1 homolog. Bases 248 to 1180 code for a protein of 310 amino acids. NCBI's taxonomy places the organism in Eukaryota, Viridiplantae, Streptophyta, Magnoliopsida, Poales, Poaceae. Gene Ontology annotation, cellular component: VCP-NPL4-UFD1 AAA ATPase complex. The transcript is spliced from 11 exons. Gene Ontology annotation, molecular function: polyubiquitin modification-dependent protein binding. The record is from RefSeq and is a predicted model, not a curated record.